Molecule: messenger RNA, 2725 nt
Organism: Diabrotica virgifera virgifera (western corn rootworm)
Lineage: Eukaryota; Metazoa; Arthropoda; Insecta; Coleoptera; Chrysomelidae
Product: baculoviral IAP repeat-containing protein 3-like
Exons: 4
Coding region: 1205-1948 (247 amino acids)
Source: RefSeq, a predicted model, not a curated record
UUGUUAUCAGCAGUAGCGGUUUUCGCCAAAACCACUAAACGCAAGAAUCGUGAAUAAUAAGAUUGAAAAAUAUUACACUUAAUUUUGGUUAAAAAUAUUGAAUAAAAAUAUCUAGGAAUGUGUAUGAAUAUUUUUUACAAUAAAAAGUCCCGCUAGAUUUACCCCCAAAAAAUAGUAGCAAAAAAAGGUAAUUAAUUGCUGAGCAAUAGGUCUGCCAAUAGAUCGAAUAAUAUGUUUGUGACUGAUAAAAUCAAUCGACUCGAUGGUUUUGACAAACACAAAUAUGUUUUGCAUAUGGCCGCUGAUAUUCUUAUUAUUAUUGACUAGCAAAAACCAAUAUUGACCAAUAGGUCCUUUGACAAAACAAAAAUAUGUUUACGACAAACAACCCAAAAAGACCCUGAAAACAUGUAUAAAAGGGGUGUGCUUGUAUGAAAUGCUUCACAUCACAAGUUCUAGUGUCGUAGUGACUAUUUGGUAAGUACUCUCAUUUAUUAUUGUGAAUUGUACCAUGUAUUUAUUAGUGUUACCCGUAUAUUCAAUUUGUCCAUAAAAAUAACCAUGCUAAUAGUGUGUAGACUUAUGAAGUAGUAGGCUAAAACAAGCGUUAUUACAGAUACAGUCCUAUAUCAUAGAACACGCCACAAGUACCCGCAUCUCUCUCCUAGUUCUCGUGAAAAAGACAGAAGGAUCUGGAACAAAACACCCCUGCAACUUCUUACCCUGUGGUUCAAAAGCUGUGAGUGCUACAGAACGUCAAACAUUCCUCCACUUGAGUGAAAGGCUGCAAAUCACAAGUUCUAGUGACUAUUUGAUACAGUCCUAUAUCAUAGAACACGCCACAAGUACCCGCAUCUCUCUCCUAGUUCUCGUGAAAAAGACAGAAGGAUCUGGAACAAAACACCCCUGCAACUUCUUACCCUGUGGUUCAAAAGCUGUGAGUGCUACAGAACGUCAAACAUUCCUCCACUUGUGUGAAAGGCUGCAAAUCACAAGUUCUAGUGACUAUUUGAUACAGUCCUACGUACGACAAAAGUGCAUCGCUCCUAGUUCUCGUGACAACGUCAGAAGGACCAGGCAAAAACAACCCAGGCAGCCAUCUCCAUUCCUAGUUUCUCUCUUGGACCAGCGGCUGUGUACUGCAGAACACAACCAAGCAAAACCCACAGUAUCUUCAAAGGAAACAAAGGACAGAUAAAUAAAAAUGAGCCCUUCAUAUCUGGAAUAUCCAUUAAUCGUCCAGCGCCUAAAAUCUUUUGAUGAGUGGAUACCAACCCAUCCUAUAAAACCAAUAGUACUAGCUGUUGCAGGUUUUUAUUAUACUGGUAAAAAUGAUAAAGUCUUGUGUGCUAUCUGCGGGGUAGUUGUCAAUAAAUGGUCUGUGUGUGACAUACCUUUAUAUAAACAUAAAGAGUGUUGCCUGUUUCUGGCAGCCUAUAAAAAAGCUCAAAAACUACUAGCAGUCGAUGAACGCCUAAAAACGUUUCCCCCACGUUACAAAACAGCUAGAAAGCUUGCAUCCUGUGGUUUUUACUACAUAAAAGAAGAAGGGCUACGUUAUAUAACUAAUAAGGAUAUCACCACAUACGUUGCUAAAUUAGAUACAUUCCUACAGCAACCCGGACCAUCUAAACCUCUACGGCUUGCCAGUAUUAAAAGAGCUGCAGAGUUUGGUUAUAUACAAACAUAUGUAGGCUCGGAUAGUCGUGUGAUAAAAGCAGACAUGUGUUUAAUCAUAGAUGUUACUGUAAAAGAAGACAUUGCUGUGAAUAACGAGGUUAUUCAAAAUGGGCGUCUUAUUUGUAAAAUUUGCUUAAAUAAUGAAAUUAAUACAGUGUCGUUGCCCUGUGGCCAUGCGGCGAAGUGCUUAGACUGUUCUGUUGUAGUUCAAGAGACUUGUUGUAUAUGUAGAGCACCUAUUGCAUUCACAACAAGACUUUAUAUUUAAUGGUAUACGAACGUUGGCGUGGUUGCUUUCAGAUAUAUGUUUUGUUCAUAACGUUGCACAUGUUUCAAUGCUAUUUAUUAGGCCUGUGCUGUAUAUUGUUACAACAACCAGAACCCCCCACCCAACCAAUCAGACAUUUUCGUUUUAUUAAUCCAUUUUUAAGUCGAAUCUAUUAGAAAUCGGUACAAGAACCUAUUGUUUGUUCUAGUAACAUGGCCUGUACUAUAACGCUUUUGAAUCGUCGAUAUGUACGAAAGUAUGACGCGUAUUUACAUACUUACUCAUUCACUACAAAAUCCGCACACAAUGGCACAGAGGACUUGAUCAAUACUUUAAAUAGUUGUUUAGAAGCUGUAAAACUAAAAUCAAACUAUGUAAGAGGUGAUAAAAUUAGAAUUAUUGCUAGUAACCCUCGCUUUAAUCAACCACUUUCCACAAACACGUCUACUACUACUACGUUUGGUACUUUGUUAGAUCUCGUUGAAGAUGUCUUGACAUCUGACGAAUCUGUUAGUAUCAACGAAACAGUGUUUGACAUACAAGUACUGAAAUUACCUAGAGGCAAUGGUCGCACCCGUAUCUUAAAUUUGUCGAGAAACCGUCACACCAAGCGUAGCAUAACUGUUGUUCGUAACAAUGAUAAUUUGUGUGUCUUAAGAGCAAUAGUCGUUGCUUUAACAUACCAUAAAACAUCCUACCUAAACUACACUUUCACAUCUAGACAAAUUACAAACAUCCGAGCAGGUCGUAAUGCAGGUCAUACUGUAGAUGGUUAAA